Messenger RNA from Schistocerca americana (American grasshopper), 1439 nucleotides. Its product is annotated as sodium/calcium exchanger 1-like. Gene Ontology annotation, molecular function: calcium:sodium antiporter activity. Gene Ontology annotation, biological process: sodium ion transmembrane transport; calcium ion import across plasma membrane. The transcript has 8 exons. Lineage: Eukaryota; Metazoa; Arthropoda; Insecta; Orthoptera; Acrididae. Gene Ontology annotation, cellular component: sarcolemma; axon; postsynapse. Bases 44 to 988 code for a protein of 314 amino acids. The record is from RefSeq and is a predicted model, not a curated record.
CAUCACGCUGCACAUCGUAGACGAGGACAGCUACGAGAAGGACAUGCUCUUCUACGUGCAGCUGGGCGAACCGCGAAUGCUAGGCGACGAAGCAGGCCUGGCCGCCGAGGCGGAGCUCAAGAAGCCGGAGGACCUCACGCCCGAGGAGAAGGUGGCGCUGCUCGGCCGCCCCAAGCUCGGCGAGGUCACCCGCACCCUCAUACGCAUCAAGGAGAGCAAGGAGUUCAAGAACACGGUCGACAAACUGGUGCAGAGGGCAAACGCUUCUUUGUUAAUCGGCACGUCCUCCUGGAAAGAACAAUUCAUCGAGGCAAUCACGGUCAGCCCGGGGGAUGAUGGUGGAGGAGGUGAAGGAGAUGAAGAUGAUGAAAAACUGCCAUCAUGUGGAGAUUACAUUAUGCACUUCCUCACUCUCUUCUGGAAGCUAUUAUUCGCCUUUGUUCCACCAACAGAUCUGUUAGAUGGUUAUUUGUGUUUCGUUGUGUCAAUAUUUGGUGUCGGAUGCCUGACGGCCAUCAUUGGUGAUGUGGCAUCGCACUUUGGGUGCACAGUUGGGCUGCAUGAUGCCGUAACAGCAAUAGCCUUCGUAGCACUGGGUACAAGUGUGCCAGACACAUUUGCAAGCAAAGUGGCAGCUUGUCAAGACAAAUAUGCUGAUGCAUCAGUGGGGAAUGUCACAGGAAGUAAUGCUGUGAAUGUUUUCCUUGGCAUUGGAAUUGCUUGGUCAAUUGCUGCAAUCUACCAUUGGUCCAAGGGGGAACAGUUUAAUGUUAACCCAGGAAAUAUGGCUUUUUCUGUGACAAUAUUCUGCACAGAAGCUGCUGUUGCAAUAAUGAUCUUAGUUUUGAGGAGAUCCAAAAUGGUUGGAGGUGAACUCGGUGGUCCAAAAUGCAUAAAAUGGACAACAACAUGUGUACUUCUGUCCCUCUGGCUCAUAUACCUAAUACUGUCCAGCUUGGAAGUUUACGAUGUGAUUAAAGGAUUCUAAAUGUGGAUAAGUGUUCGCUCUGGGAGCUCAGAUGGGAAUUCCUGGAGGAAAGAAGAGAUUCAUUUUGUAGAACACUACUGGAAAGUUUAGAGAACCAGCAUUUGAAGUUGACUGUGGAGCAAUCCUACUGCCGCCCACAUACAUUUCAUGCAGGGACCAUGAAGACAAAACACAAGAAAUUAAAGCUUAUGUGGAGGCAUAUAGACAGUCAUUUUUUCCUUGCUCUAUUUGUGAGUGGAACAGGAAAGUAAAUGACUAGUUGUAGUAAGGGGUACGCUCUGCCACAUACUUUAAGGUGGCUUGCAGAAUAUAUAUGUAGAUUUUUUUAGAUGUAGAUAUCUAUGUAAUGGUUAAUGGUGCAGUAUAAAGCAUAUUUGGUUACUCAUAUGUACAUUGGUGGAAACUGUAUGUAUUGCAAAGGUGUAAAAUUUUUGUAAUGCUUUAUGUAAUG